CGGUAAGGGGGCAUGUACAUCGGUACAUCGCGCGGCCAGAACAUGCGAUUAUAUGCAGAGGCAGGUACCGGUGCAUGUUCAAUUUUGGAACAAGUAAUCUCCUCUCACCUCAUAGCAUCACCCACUCACGACUAUUGUGACUCCCGACUGACCUGCUAUCCGAUUGCCAAUCCCUCCCAUCCCACACCCAUCCCUUCGUUGCCCUUUCUCCGUCCACAGAAGCUUACUACUCUCCACCACGGGAGUACCAGACGAUCGUUUGUAGCUCAUCGCCCCCACCCGCGCAAACCUCCAACAUGACGGCAUCGACGACCUAUCCGCCAGCAUUGGCGAGGUACAGACACACAGCGGCGCCCUACGCUCUGAUCACCGGUUCCACAGCCGGCAUGGGAGAAGCGUGGGCGUACGCUCUAGCAUCUCACGGCUUCAAUCUGCUUCUGCACGGUCGUUCGGAAGAGAAGCUCUCCUCCCUACGCGAUUCCAUCCUCUCGCAAAACGUUCAGAUCACUCCCAAUCUCGACAUUCGCUACGUCAUCUGUGACGCUUCCCUCGUUCCCACCAACAUCAAGCCCAUCCGAGAGGCGAUUGGAAAGAUUGCAAAUUUGGCAAUCGUGGUGAACAAUGUGGGAGGUAGCGGAGGUGGAUACGACUCGAUCGAAGAGGCGGAUCCUGAAAAGCUGGAGGAUGAAAUCGCGACGAAUGUCACCUUUCCCUCGCUCGUAGCCAACGCCACACUGCCCAAACUGAGACAGCAACAGCCAAGCUUGAUGGUCAAUGUCUCGAGCAUCAGCGGCCUGUUCCCCACACCAUUCGUCACGGGAUACAGCGCUUCCAAAGCUUUCAACCGACACUUUUCAAUGGGCAUCUACCACGAAGAGAAGGCUCUUGGCACACAAGUGGACGUCGUUUGUUUGGGUCCAGGCGUAGUGGUGAACAAUCGAGGUGUUCAGGGAGGCGGAACAUCCAUGGCUCCGCUCGCUUCCACCUGGGUGGACAAUGCCAUCAAGACGAUUGCGCCCAAACUUUGGAGGAGCAGGCCACCCGCUUGGUCUCUGCCUCAUCCCCCACACAAUAUGGCAGCUCAAUUUUGCAAGCUGUUGCCAGAAAGCGUAGCUUUGGGCUUGUUCAGAAAGGAAAUGAUCGGUUUGAGGAAUAACGAGGGGAACAAUAGGGCUGGGGGUGGAAGUUCUGCCAAUGGCACAGGGUUCACCCACCUCAGCGCUAGGGCCGAAGCUCGUUCAAAAGCAAAAGCCAGCGCAACUGCCAGCAAGUCCAAUCCUCCAGCCAAUGCAGCUUCGAGGAGCGGACCAGUGAGCGAGGUGACUCAAGCUGGGCCCGCAUCUGCUCCUCAGCCCGAAAGAGCGCCUGCGAGCGCUCCAGCUCCCGCUCUCACGCAAUCAGCAGCAGCCCCUGCUAGUCCGAGCACCGCCGGAGUCAGCGCUGCCAAAGCAUCGCCUCAUCUUUCCAAGAAGAGCGUCGACGAAUCUGCAAACCCAAAACCUCCUGCUGCUGCUGGUCCUCCUACCACCGAAAUUCUCGCCGCCUAGAUCUGCAGCGGUCCCCCCCCC
Molecule: messenger RNA, 1568 nt
Organism: Ceraceosorus guamensis
Lineage: Eukaryota; Fungi; Basidiomycota; Exobasidiomycetes; Ceraceosorales; Ceraceosoraceae
Product: NAD(P)-binding protein
Exons: 2
Coding region: 297-1547 (416 amino acids)
Cellular component (GO): endoplasmic reticulum
Molecular function (GO): oxidoreductase activity
Source: RefSeq, a predicted model, not a curated record